GACUGGGGGAAUUACUCUGGAGGGAAAGGAAGGUGUGGCAGGGUGGUGGAGUUUUUGCUUUCAUUCUGUUAAAAUUCAUGGCCAAGCUAAAGGCCUUUGGGGACUGCCAGAGUCUAAGCAACCCACCUGGAAAACACUAGGGGAGCUGGCUGGACAGAAGUGACAGUCAAAUCUGAAGUGAAACGUGGCGCACGGGCUGUCCUCGGCCCUAGCUAAAAGGGUUGCGUGGGAGGGAGACAACCCGUGUCUUGAGCCGCGCUAGGCGCGGCGAACGCGGGCUUGAGCUGGGUUGGUCCCCCACAGUCGCUGGGAGACCGUGGGAGGUUAGGACCCUUCCGUGGAAGCAUUCAGAUGCCCACAUCCGGCCCUGCCGGGUUGACACUGAGCGCCCAGACGGGUAGUGGUUGCGCCCCUCGCCUAGACUUCCCUAGUGCCCGCCACCCCAAAGGGCGCGGGCCUCUGCGACCCCCCGCAGCAGCCCCUGUGGGUGCACGAGCUGCCCCGUGUUUCCCCGGUCCGGAAACCCCACCUUGAGGAAGGAUUCUCUGGUUUAAAUGGGUAAUUUUGACCCACUCUUCAUUCACCAAAAUCCUCUACAGGCUUCUCCCCCGCACAUCCUCCUCCCACCAGGUUUCCUUAGACGGGUGUGCUCCAGUGUGAGACCACGGGAGGAAGAGAGAGCCUGGAAGGGACGCGGUUGGAGUCGCUAGAGGGAGGUGUGGGACCGGCGAGGAGGGGGCUUCGCGAGGAAGGGGGUGCUGGCAGGCGGAGGGAGCGGCGGAGGAGGUGCUGGGGGUGGAGACAGAGGCCCAGGGACGGUCUACGAGGCUUCGCCCGAGCCGAGCGCUCUUUCUCUCUCYGCACCGUCUCCAAGCCUCUCGGGCUCGUGUGGACCGCGAGGCCGCCGAGGUGCUCGGCGCCGCCUGCGCCGCCGCUGCUCUCGGGAGAGAGCUGGCCCCGGGUGCGCACGCUCGGCCGAGCCCAGGCGCGCCCCGCGCCCGCGCCUGCUGACAGCUGCAGCUGGGCUCGCGCUGUCCGCUCCGGGCUCCGCGGCCUCAGCCCCUCUGCACUCCGCCUCCACCCGUUCGGACUCCCUCCCCUCCACCCUUGCCCCUGGUGUGGAUCGUUUCGCAACUGCUCGCCUGUCGCCCCGUGCCCGACUGUUUUUCCCUUUCCCUGCUCCUUCUUGAGUACUUUGCCCCCUACAUUUGGGGAGAGGGGCUAGAAAGGGAACAGGCGAAGCGUCUAGGGAAGAAGGAAGCGAGGCCCACAGGCGGAGGAGGAUCGGCGGACUGUGGGGAGGAGACCCCACACCACCCUUUCUGGUCAUCUCCCCUCCCGCCCCGCCCCUGCGCACACUCCCUCGCGGGUGAGCUACUUUGGGACGAGGAAAGUGAGGGCGGCUCUGGGUGACAGCGCCGCGGGGCCAGUCCCAGGGAAGACGCGCGUCUGCUCGCCUCUCGCCAGUCGCGCUCCCAGCCAGGGCACAGCCCGGACCGAGGAUGGCAUCGACCACCACCUGCACCAGGUUCACCGACGAGUAUCAGCUUUUCGAGGAGCUCGGAAAGGGAGCAUUCUCAGUGGUCAGAAGAUGUAUGAAAAUCCCUACUGGACAAGAGUAUGCUGCCAAAAUUAUCAACACCAAAAAGCUUUCUGCUAGGGAUCAUCAGAAACUGGAAAGGGAAGCUAGAAUCUGCCGUCUUUUGAAGCACCCCAAUAUUGUGAGACUUCAUGACAGCAUAUCGGAAGAGGGCUUCCAUUACUUGGUGUUUGAUUUAGUUACUGGAGGUGAACUAUUUGAAGACAUAGUGGCAAGAGAAUAUUACAGUGAAGCUGAUGCCAGUCAUUGUAUACAGCAGAUUCUAGAAAGUGUAAAUCAUUGUCACCUAAAUGGCAUAGUUCACAGGGACCUGAAGCCUGAGAAUUUGCUUUUAGCUAGCAAAUCCAAGGGAGCAGCUGUGAAACUGGCAGACUUUGGCUUAGCCAUUGAAGUUCAAGGAGACCAGCAGGCAUGGUUUGGUUUUGCUGGCACACCUGGAUAUCUUUCUCCAGAAGUUUUACGUAAAGAUCCUUAUGGAAAACCAGUGGAUAUGUGGGCAUGUGGUGUCAUUCUCUAUAUCCUACUGGUGGGGUAUCCACCGUUCUGGGAUGAAGACCAACACAGACUCUACCAACAGAUCAAGGCUGGAGCUUAUGAUUUUCCAUCACCAGAAUGGGACACAGUGACUCCUGAAGCCAAAGACCUCAUCAAUAAAAUGCUUACCAUCAACCCUGCCAAACGCAUCACAGCCUCAGAAGCACUGAAACAUCCAUGGAUCUGUCAACGUUCCACUGUGGCUUCCAUGAUGCACAGACAGGAGACUGUGGACUGCUUGAAGAAAUUCAAUGCUAGACGAAAACUAAAGGGUGCCAUUUUGACAACUAUGUUGGCUACGAGAAAUUUUUCAGCAGCCAAGAGUUUGUUGAAGAAACCAGAUGGAGUAAAGGAGCCCCAAACUACUGUAAUCCACAACCCUGAUGGAAACAAGGAGUCAACUGAAAGUUCAAAUACAACAAUUGAGGAUGAAGAUGUGAAAGCACGAAAGCAAGAGAUUAUCAAGGUCACUGAACAACUGAUUGAAGCCAUCAAUAAUGGGGACUUCGAAGCUUACACAAAAAUCUGUGACCCGGGUCUUACUGCCUUUGAACCUGAAGCUUUGGGUAACUUAGUGGAAGGGAUGGAUUUUCACCGAUUCUACUUUGAAAAUGCUUUGUCCAAAAGCAAUAAACCAAUCCACACUAUUAUCCUAAAUCCUCAUGUCCAUCUGGUCGGGGACGAUGCUGCCUGCAUAGCAUACAUUAGGCUCACACAGUACAUGGAUGGCAGUGGAAUGCCAAAGACAAUGCAGUCAGAAGAGACCCGCGUGUGGCACCGCAGGGAUGGAAAGUGGCAGAAUGUUCAUUUUCAUCGCUCGGGGUCACCAACAGUACCCAUCAAGCCACCAUGUAUUCCAAAUGGGAAAGAAAACUUCUCAGGAGGCACCUCUUUGUGGCAAAACAUCUAAGGCCUGAAAACCAUUCACAUAUGGGUCUUCUAAUUAUCAACGUGCCACUUCUGCAUUCUUUGUUCUCAAAGCACCGGAUGGUAACCCUGGGCCGUCCUCUCCUCCUCUUCAUGCAUGUUUCCGAGUGCAUGAAGUUGUGAAGGUCCUACAUGUUAUGCAUACGUGAUGCAUCAUCUAUCAUAUAUUCCUUCCUGUACAUUGUUUACACUUCAACGAUGGGGAUGUUCCAUGCAAACUGAAAUUACUGUUGGCAACCAAUAGGGGGAGGUCAGACAAAAAAAAAAUCCCAGGAUAUUCCAAGUACAACUAUUCAUCUAGUUUCUCUGUUUAUGCCAAGAUUUAAUGUAACAGACUUAAAAAAUUAUUGUUCUCUGAACGACAGUUUGUAAGAGAUAUGUAAAUUUUUUAGAACUCUGUUUUGGCUUGUUUGUUUUUUUAAAAAGGCAAAAAUAUAUAUAUCUAUAUCUAUAAAUAUAUAUAUACUUUCAGUUUCUGGGUGUGAUCCUGGUUGAAAUGGGUGAUUUUUCACUGAAAGCUUUGCUGUUGAACAAUUAAAGUGGGUUGAUAUGUGGGCAAAAAAAAAAAAAAUCACAUAUGCGUGUAGAAGCAAGAAUCAGUUGGUUAACUGCCAUCUAAAGCCAUGAUGUAUUUAGUCAAAGUGUAAACUGGAAAAAUUCACAUCACGUAUGAGUUUGAUCAUUUUAGAACAUACACUGUUCUAGUGGAUUUGCUGAAUUGAUUUUUGUUUUCCUUUCUCAACUCUGUCCUCUGCUCUCUUCAUUUUAUCCCAUUUCUUUGUUACUUUUGUAUGCUUCCUUUUUUAUUAUUCUUUUGUUCUUUCAUUCUUUUCCUUCUUUCUCUUGUGGAUAGCAAUGUGUCAGAAUAAAAGUGAAAUUUGCAGAACAAUGGUAAAAUAAAAACUGAGGUAUUUUGGAGGGAGCUAAAAGCACUUUUGGUCAUCUUCUGGGCCCACAGAACUUAAAAAUAAUUGAAUAAAAAUAAAGUUUAAAUAAAGCUUAAGCUCUGGUUUGGACUUAAGUAUCCCAACUAUGUGGGAGGUAUUGGAAUUGUUGAAACUUAGACACCAGGUUAGUCCUUGUAAACUACAGUGCACCCUACUAAUUGGGAUGGAUGCCAGGAAAAUAGCAAGCUGAGAGUGGAUUAGGUUUUUGUGCAAAAGCACUUGUUUUGUGCAAAAGCACUCAUUUCCACCUUGUGAAAGUGUAGGGCCCCUCCUGCCUCACCAUUAGCUAGCGCUCUAAAGUUAGAGAGCUUAGAGAUGUUUCCACUCUCAUAAGCAUUUUGAACUUGAUCUUUGCAACUUGUGCUUUUUUAGCUUUUCUCUUGAUUCAGAAUAUCAUUCUCCCCCUCCAAGGAGUUAGGAUUUUCCAGUUUAAAAUAAAAAGCAAAGGGAAAUGUCCCGGUUUUCUUUGUGCUUCUCAUUUCUCCUUUGUUGAUUCAAUUCCUGUGAGGUUUUUUCUCUUCCCUGAAAUACUUUCUAGUGCAUGGAAUCUCCAUCAGCAUUAUUUUAACCAUAGUUACAGUCCUCAGAAGCCUAUUUUUUAAAGCAGAAGGAAAACAAAACAAAAAAAAAACAACCCUCCCUCUUUUCUCUCAUUUCACCUUUCUGUGUUGAUUACUAAUAACCUUAGAUAUUGUUGCUAGUGGACGUAUGGUAGAUGGGUUGAAGCUUUUCUGAUAAUUAUUACACAAUUUAAAACAACAUGUAUUUAAAAUAAAUAUAUACAUUAUAUGUAUUGAGCCAUGUUAACCUGCCAAUGAGAUCUGUGAAAAAAUAAUGGCCUCAUUUUUCCCUUUUUAAUUUCUUUUACCUUUUUUGUGAAGCGGCUCUACGUGGCAUACAU
Molecule: messenger RNA, 4909 nt
Organism: Urocitellus parryii (Arctic ground squirrel)
Lineage: Eukaryota; Metazoa; Chordata; Mammalia; Rodentia; Sciuridae
Gene: Camk2d
Product: calcium/calmodulin dependent protein kinase II delta
Biological process (GO): protein phosphorylation
Molecular function (GO): calmodulin binding; ATP binding; calcium/calmodulin-dependent protein kinase activity
Source: RefSeq, a predicted model, not a curated record